GCGGCGCUAGCACCUCGGAAGAGGGCGGCCGCAGCGAGCGGAGAGCAGCGCCGGGACCGGCCUGGGGGUGGGGAGGCGAGCCCCGGCCGAGGCGCGGGCCACCCCCGGUCCUCUGCCCUCGAGCCCCGCCAGGGCCAGGAGAUUUUUGACCAAUUUGAUUGCUGAGAAAAAAGUGUAUGACUGGAAGCCUUGAAUUCUAAUACCAGCCUUGCCAUUUAGUACUCCUACAGUCUUGACAGUGUGGUGGUUCCUGAGAGCAUCUGUCACUUCAGGCAUUACAAGAUGGAUGGGUCUCCAGUGAACUGCUGGUUGAAGCAAAUGGUGAAAAUAAGAAAAGACAAGGGGUUUCAGGGUCUGCCAAGAGGACAAACAAGGAAAUACUGUUAGAAAUCAAGAGUAAGCUGAGCAAUAGAGAAAGAGAGAGCAAAGAUGGAGCAUAUGUCAUUUUAUAAACAUCUUGGAAAUCAGAGUAUUUUGGUGGCUACCGUGAUGUGAGAGGGACAUCUGAAUCAUGGUGCACAAAAGCUUUAAAAAACUAAAAUCUAGGCAACAGGCUCCCUGAAGUGUUGGCAGCCCAACUUAAUCAUGAACGUGAUUCAAAAAUGUUAAUAAAUAAACCAAGACCAUGGGGAAUUCAUAUGCUGGGCAACUGAAAUCUGCUCAGUUUGAGGAAGCUCUCCACAACUCCAUAGAAGCCUCUCUCCGAUGUAGUAGUGUGGUACCACGGCCCAUUUUUUCUCAAUUAUACUUGGACCCUGACCAGCAUCCUUUCUCAUCUGCAGAUGUAAAACCCAAGGUGGAGGAUCUGGAUAAAGAUUUGGUACACCGCUACACGCAAAAUGGAAGCCUGGAUUUUUCUAACAAUCUAACAGUUAAUGAAAUGGAAGAUGAUGAAGAUGAUGAAGAAAUGUCCGACUCGAAUAGCCCACCAAUUCCCUACGCACAGAAACCCGCCCCAGAAGGAUCUUGCACUACUGACGGUUUUUGUCAAGCAGGAAAGGAUUUGCGUUUGGUAUCUCUGUGUAUGGAACAAAUUGACAUCCCAGCAGGAUUCCUCCUGGUGGGGGCCAAGUCUCCCAAUCUCCCUGAACACAUCCUAGUGUGUGCUGUAGACAAGCGAUUUCUGCCAGAUGAUCAUGGAAAAAAUGCACUUUUAGGGUUUUCUGGAAACUGUAUCGGCUGUGGAGAAAGAGGAUUUCGGUAUUUCACAGAAUUUUCCAACCACAUUAACUUGAAGCUCACCACCCAGCCAAAGAAGCAGAAGCACUUAAAGUACUACCUAGUCAGAAGCUCCCAGGGCGUACUGUCGAAGGGACCUCUUAUCUGCUGGAAAGAAUGUAGAAGCCGACAAUCCUCUGCGACUUGCCACUCUAUUAAACCAAACUCUUCAGUGUCAUCAACUGUGACCCCAGAAAAUGGCACAACUAAUGGAUACAAACCAGGAUUCAUUCAGACAGAUUCACCAAUUCUCAGUCCAGCUAAUUCUGCAAUCAAUUUAAGUGGAGCUCAGGACCUGACCCGGAAUAAGAAUGUUGUGAAGCCACUGGCUUUGUCUUUGCAGGUUGUAGGGAAGACUUUUGCUGCAGACGCUGCUAAUGGAAACAGUAGCCAUGGAGGGAAGAGCAGUGCAUCUAAUUCCACUCCAGCCCGCCCAGGGAAUUACUCUUUGUCACCAAGACCUAGCUAUGCAUCAGGAGACCAAGCUACCAUUUUCAUUUCUGGACCACCAAAGAAACGACACCGGGGAUGGUAUCCUGGGUCACCUGUCCCCCAACCUGGUUUAGUUGUCCCUGUUCCUACCAUUCGCCCUCUUUCAAGAAAUGAAUCCCUUUUAUCUGCUCCAGUUCCACAGACCCCAUUAACUGGAAUUUUACAACCUCGACCCAUUCCUGCAGGGGAAACUGUAAUUGUUCCUGAAAACCUGCUGACUAAUUCAGGAGUUAGACCAGUAAUUCUGAUAGGCUAUGGCACUUUACCCUAUUUCUAUGGAAAUGUUGGUGACAUUGUCGUGAGUCCUCUCCUGGUGAAUUGCUACAAGAUUCCGCAGUUGGAAAACAAAGAUUUGGAACAAUUAGGGUUGACUGGCAGCCAACUCCUGAGCGUGGAAAACAUGAUUCUUCUGACAAUACAGUAUCUUGUACGGCUGGGUCCUGAUCAGAUACCUCUCAGGGAAGAAUUUGAGCAAAUAAUGCUGAAAGCUAUGCAGGAAUUUACUCUGAGAGAGAGAGCCCUGCAGAUGGGUGCUCAGUGUACACCUGUAUCUCCAGGACAACUCCCCUGGCUGGCUAGAUUAAUUGCCAGCGUAUCUCAAGACUUGGUUCAUGUGAUUGUGACACAAAACUCUUUGGCAGAGGGCAUUUCAGAGACAUUGAGGACUCUCAGUGAAAUGAGACACUAUCAAAGGCUACCAGAUUAUGUUGUGGCAAUUUGUGCAUCAAAAGUCAGAGGAAGUGAAUUUUGUGUGGUAGUAUUAGGUCAGUAUCAGUCCAGAGCUCUGGCAGAGAGCAUGCUUACCACAAGUGAGUUUUUGAAAGAAAUCAGUUAUGAGCUCAUCACAGGAAAGGUCAGUUUCCUGGCAUCGCAUUUCAAAACUACAUCAUUAGGUGAUGACCUGGACAAGCUGCUCGAAAAAAUGCAACAAAGAAGAGGAGAUAGUGUGGUUACCCCUUUCAACGGAGACCUUAGUGAAUGUGUGUCAGCUCAGGAGGCUGCUGCUAUGAUUCCCACGCAAAACCUGGAUUUAGAUAAUGAAACCUUCCAAAUUUAUCAACCACAGCUAACAGUUGCCAGAAAGCUCUUAUCUCAGGUGUGUGCUAUAGCAGACAGCGGCAGCCAGAGCCUGGACCUUGGCCACUUCAGCAAAGUGGACUUCAUCAUCAUUGUCCCAAGAUCAGAGGUUCUGGUUCAGCAAACUCUUCAACGAAUUCGACAAUCAGGUGUCCUUGUAGACUUGGGUCUGGAAGAAAAUGGGACAGCUUACCAGAGAGCAGAGAAAUAUGUUGUUCGUCUAGAUAAUGAGAUUCAGACCAAGUUUGAAGUCUUCAUGAGAAGGGUGAAGCAGAACCCAUACACACUCUUCGUGCUGGUCCAUGACAACUCCCACGUGGAACUGACGAGUGUCAUUUCGGGCUCUUUGUCACAUGGUGAGCCCAGUCAUGGAUUGGCUGAUAGAGUCAUUAAUUGCAGAGAAGUUCUGGAAGCUUUCAACCUCCUGGUGCUCCAGGUCAGCUCCUUCCCGUACACGCUGCAGACCCAGCAGUCCCGGGUCAGCUACAGCAAUGAGGUCCACUGGAUGCAGCUGGACAGCAUGGACGACAUGAGCUGUGAGGAGAAGCUAUACUUUGGCUUGAAUGAGUACAGUAAGUCUCUACAAUGGGGAGUCACCAGCCCACUUCUGAGAUGUGAUGAGACUUUUGAAAAAAUGGUGACCACGCUCUUGGAGAGGUACCCCAGACUGCACAGCAUGGUCGUCCGCUGCUACCUUCUCGUCCAGCAGUACUCAGAGGCUCUCAUGGCUCUCACCACCGUGGCGUCACUCCGAGACCACAGCACACCGGAAACACUCAGCAUUAUGGACGACCUCAUCAGCUCCCCAGGAAAAAACAAAAGUGGGAAGGGACACAUGCUCAUUAUCAGGGUGCCCUCCGUGCAGCUGGCGAUGUUAGCCAAGGAGCGUCUGCAGGAGGUGCGCAACAAGCUGGGGCUACAGUACCGCUUUGAGAUCAUCCUUGGGAACCCUGCUUCUGAACUCAGUGUUGCAACUCACUUUGUGGCACGAUUAAAGACCUGGAGAGGAAGUGAACCAGAAGAGUGGAUCCCUCGGACAUACCAAGAUUUAGAAGGUCUGCCUUGUAUUGUGAUAUUAACUGGCAAAGAUCCUCUUGGAGAGACCUUUCCUAGGUCCUUGAAGUACUGUGACCUCCGGUUAAUUGACUCAAGCUAUUUAACACGCACGGCCUUGGAGCAGGAGGUGGGUCUGGCUUGCUGCUAUGUCUCAAAAGAGGUCAUCCGGGGUCCCACUGUUGCCCUGGACCUCAGCGGGAAGGAGCAGGAGAGAGCUACUGUCAGUGAGAACGACUCUGAGGAGCUGCUGAUCGACCUGGAAAGGCCCCAGAGCAACAGCAGCGCUGUCACAGGCACCUCGGGCUCCCUCAUGGAGAACGGGGUGAGCUCCUCCAGCGCGGCCGACAAGUCCCAGAAGCAGUCGGUGACCCUCAGCUUCCAGAGCCCGGCCAACAGCGUGGGGCUGGAUGAAGGGGUCUCGGCGGGCAUAGCGGGAGCUGGAGAGCCGCUGAAGCAGGAGUGUGACUCGCUGGGCCCCCAGAUGGCGAGCAGCACCACCUCCAAGCCUUCGUCGUCGUCCUCGGGCCCCCGGGCCCUCCUGUGGCCAGCACCGCCCGCCCCAGGCUGCAGGGGCCUGCAGGCCGCCCUGCCCCCAGUAGUGAUCUUAUCCAAGGCGGCCUACAGCCUCCUGGGCAACCAGAGGGGAGGCAAGCUGCCGACCUCCGCCUCCCUGCUGCCGCACUCCGACGUGGCCUGGACCAGCUCGCUGCGGCCGCUGCUGCACAAGGAGAUGAGCAGCGAGGAGCUGUCCCUCUACUACCGGCAGUGGACCACGGCCCGGCAGCACCAUGCCGACCACAGCCACCAGCCCGGCCCCUCCAGCGCCCGGGCCUGUCACCCGCGGCGGCUGCUGCUGACCGGGCCCCCCCAGGUAGGGAGCCUCUGGGGGUGGGGCGGCGACCCCGAGCGUCUAGGACCUCACGGCCUCUCAGGAGGAGACAGAGCUCAGUUCCUUAGGAUCCUCUUCCGCAUGCUCAUCCGGCUCCUGGAGGUGGACGUGUACGACGAGGGCGAGAUCAACACCGACCACAGCGGAAGCGGUGAAGUGAGCCAAUCAGAGGGAGAGCCCUGGCCUGACAUCGAGAGCUUCAGUAAAGUGCCUUUUGACGUCAGUGUGCAUGAUCCCAAGUACAGUUUGAUGAGCCUGGUAUAUACUGAGAAGCUGGCAGGGGUAAAGCAAGAAGCAAUAAAGGAACCCAGAUUCGAGGAGCCCAGGAAGCGAGACACCACAUCCAUGGUGCUGACCAAGCACGCAGCCUACAACACCUUCCACCACUGCGAGCAGUGCCGCCCUUACAUGGACUUCGCCUCUGCCUCCCAGAUGUCUGACUCCAGCCUUCAUGCCUUCACAUUCUCCUCCUCCAUGCUGGGUGAAGAGGUGCAACUCUAUUUCAUCAUUCCUAAAUCCAAAGAGAGUCAUUUUGUCUUCAGCAAGCAGGGCAAACACCUGGAGAGCAUGCGGCUGCCCCUGGUUUCAGACAAGCAGAAUUUGAAUGCAGUCAAGAGCCCUAUAUUCACUCCUUCCAGUGGUCGCCAUGAGCAUGGACUCCUAAACCUUUUUCACGCCAUGGAGGGCAUCAGCCACCUGCAUCUUCUGGUGGUCAAAGAAUAUGAGAUGCCGCUGUACCGCAAGUACUGGCCCAACCACAUCAUGCUGGUGCUCCCCGGCAUGUUCAAUAAUGCAGGCGUGGGUGCAGCCAGGUUUCUCAUUAAGGAGCUGUCAUAUCACAACCUGGAACUAGAGAGGAACCGCCUCGAAGAGCUGGGAGUUAAACGCCAGUGUGUCUGGCCAUUCAUUGUUGUGAUGGACGACUCGUGUGUCCUGUGGAACAUUCACAGUGUCCAAGAGCAGACCAGCCAGCCUGUGGAAGCAGCAGUCUCCAGUAAGAAUGUGUCCUUGAAGAGUGUUUUGCAGCACAUUGAAGCAACACCAAAAAUUGCCCACUAUGCAAUCCUGGGCAUACAGAAAUGGAGCAGCAAGCUGAGUUCUCAGAGCCUGAAGACCCCAUUCUCUAGGUGCCAUGUGCACGAUUUCAUCCUCCUUAACAUAGACUUGACUCAGAACGUACAGUAUGACUUCAACAGGUAUUUCUGCGAAGAUGUGGACUUUAACCUGAGAACAAACAGCAGCGGUCUGCUCAUCUGCCGCUUUAACAACUUCAGUCUCAUGAAGAAACAUGUUCAGGUUGGGGGGCAAAGGGACUUUAUCAUUAAACCAAAGAUCAUGGUGUCAGAGAGCUUAGCACCCAUCUUGCCCCUUCAGUAUGUCUGUGCUCCCGACAGUGAACACACACUACUGGCAGCCCCUGCACAGUUUCUCCUGGAGAAGUUCCUUCAGCACGCCUCAUACAAACUCUUCCCCAAAGCCAUCCAUAACUUCAAGAGUCCUGUGUUGGCCAUUGACUGCUACCUUAACAUUGGACCAGAGGUGGCCAUGUGCUAUGUCAGCUCCAGACCCCACUCCAGCAAUGUCAACUGUGAAGGCGUAUUUUUCAGUGGACUCCUCUUGUACCUCUGUGACUCCUUUGUAGGUGCUGAUCUUCUUAAGAAAUUUCAGUUUCUAAAAGGUGCUACCCUGUGCGUCAUCUGCCAAGACAGAAGCUCUUUACGCCAAACCAUCGUCCGCUUGGAGCUAGAGGAUGAGUGGCAGUUCCGCCUCCGGGACGAGUUUCAAACCGCUAACAGCAGUGAUGACAAGCCCCUCUACUUUCUGACUGGACGUCAUGUAUGA
Molecule: messenger RNA, 6574 nt
Organism: Manis pentadactyla (Chinese pangolin)
Lineage: Eukaryota; Metazoa; Chordata; Mammalia; Pholidota; Manidae
Gene: GREB1L
Product: GREB1 like retinoic acid receptor coactivator
Exons: 36
Coding region: 626-6574 (1982 amino acids)
Biological process (GO): kidney development; multicellular organism development
Source: RefSeq, a predicted model, not a curated record